This is a messenger RNA of Boleophthalmus pectinirostris (great blue-spotted mudskipper), 572 nucleotides long. It is a transcript of the gene polr2d, whose product is annotated as RNA polymerase II subunit D. Lineage: Eukaryota; Metazoa; Chordata; Actinopteri; Gobiiformes; Gobiidae. The coding region runs from base 232 to 390 and encodes 52 amino acids. The record is from RefSeq and is a predicted model, not a curated record. The transcript is spliced from 2 exons.
UCCGGAAGUGGCGGUGUGUGUUUGGAAUGGCGCCGCGGAUCUUCACGGACCUCGGUUAAUCUUGUCCGUUUUUGUUGUUGUUUCUGCGCGGCACCGAAGCUUCGUGGAGCCGUGAGGAGCUCGGGAGGUGCCGCAGGAGCCCGUGGACCCGGUGGACUCGGUGUGGACUCGGUGUAGGGGUGUUUCGGAGGUGUUUUGUGCAGGUUGUUGUUGUCGGUGUGAGGAGGUGUCAUGGCGGCGGCGUCAGCGGCUCUGGGGGGAGAUGUGGAGGAGGACGCGUCUCAGCUCAUGUUCCCCAAAGGUUUUACUCUUUUGGAGGGACGUUUCGAGGACGAGGAGCUGCAGCAGAUUCUGGACGACAUACAGACCAAGAGGAGCUUCCAGUACUAGACCAGGACCAGGACCAGGACCAGGACCGGCUCUGGACUGGGGUUCUAAAUCCAGACCAUCAUGAGGACUCAGGAGUGUUCCCAGUGAGUCCAGGAGCAGGACUCGACACAUUCUGGACUCUUUGUGUGUUACGUUUGUGUGAACUUUGACUUGAGUUUUUUUUAUUAAACCUUUUGUACAAA